This is a messenger RNA of Manis pentadactyla (Chinese pangolin), 2834 nucleotides long. It is a transcript of the gene LRRC45, whose product is annotated as leucine rich repeat containing 45. Gene Ontology annotation, molecular function: protein binding. NCBI's taxonomy places the organism in Eukaryota, Metazoa, Chordata, Mammalia, Pholidota, Manidae. Gene Ontology annotation, cellular component: centrosome. The record is from RefSeq and is a predicted model, not a curated record. The transcript is spliced from 16 exons. The coding region runs from base 425 to 2470 and encodes 681 amino acids.
CCCGCUCUUCCUGGAUACGAGGCAUCGCGGAGGCGGCUGGCACUCACGCCCGCGCGUGAGGGAGGGUCCGCUGCGCGAAGGCUGGGGCUGGGUCCUGGGGUGCGCGCGACGCCCGGACAGCCCCCGCCGCGGGAGCCCCGUACCAGAGGGAGGCCUCCACAACCCCCCACCUCCCCGCCUCUGCUCGAGCGGCCACCCGCCCGCCCGGGGCCUCUCUGUGGAAACAAGUCAACAUUUGUUACUCGUUCCUCAGCUGCUGAGGACUUAGGGGUGCUUGUGCCACACGGAGUGCUGGGGGACCCCCUCAGGAGAGGGGCACUGCCCACUGACCGCAGGGAGAGGGGCCGGGUGGCGGGGCCGCAGCUGCCCAGGGCGAGGCCUGUCCCAGGAGCGCGCCGGGGAAGCCCACCAGCGCCCUGGGGGCAUGGAGGAGCUCCGGCGCUCCUACAGCCGGCUGUGCAAGGAGGGUGGGGCCGAGCCCCAGGAGGCCGUCUUGCAGCAGCUACACCAGCUGCCGCGGGGCCGGCUGGACCUGGCCACUCAGAGCCUGACAGUGGACACCUGCAGGGCCCUGGGCAAGCUGCUGCAGAAGGAGACGCUGCUGACGGAGCUUGUCCUGAGUGACUGCAUGCUGAGUGAGGAAGGGGCCGCACUGCUGCUCCAGGGGCUGUGUGCCAACGCCGUCGUGCGGCUUCUAGAUCUGAAAGGCAAUAACCUUCAUGCUGCCGGGGCUGAAGCUCUGGGAAGACUCCUCCGACAGAACAAGUGCAUUCAGAACCUCACCCUGGAGUGGAACAACCUGGGUGCGUGGGAAGACGCUUUUGCCGCCUUCUGUGGGGCCCUGGCAGUCAAUAGCGCCCUGCGGCAGCUGGACCUCCGCAACAACCAGAUCAGCCACAAGGGUGCUGCGGAGCUGGCCCUGGCCCUGAAGAGCAACGCCACCCUCCAGCAGCUGGACCUGCGCUGGAACAACGUGGGCCUCCUGGGAGGCCGGGCUCUGGUGAACUGCCUCCCCUGCAACAGAACCCUCUGGAGGCUGGAGCUGGCAGGGAACAGCAUCCCCAGCGACGUCCUCAGAGCUGCGGAGCGAGCCAUGGAUCACAGCCAGGAGCGGCAGGCCGCUCAGCAGGAGAACCAGGCCCGCACGCACACGCUCAGCAAGGAGGUGCGGUGCCUCCGGGAAGAGAAGUCCAAGCAGUUUCUGGGCUUGAUGGAAACCAUCGAUAAGCAGCGAGAAGAGAUGGCCAGGAGCAGCAGGGCAUCAGCAGCACGCAUGGGGCAGCUGCAGGAAGCCUUGAAUGAGAGGCACUCCAUCAUCAAUGCCCUCAAGGCCAAAAGGCCAGGGACCUGGGCGAGCUCCUGGCCACCACAGAGCAGGAGCUGCGGGGCCUGGCACAGAGGCAGGCAAAGGAGCACAGGCGAGAGCAGCAGGAAGCUGCAGAGCGGGAGGCUAAGCUCUUCAGAGACUUGUCUGCUGCCAACGAAAAGAACCUGCUCCUGCAGAACCAGGUAUGGGGGUGUGGAGCCAGGCCUCCCUGGGAGCUCGGGGGCAAGGCUUCCCUCCGUGGGGUCUGCUUUCCAGGUGGACGGACUGGAGCGGAAGGUGAAGACUCAGCAGGAGCAGCUGUUCCUGACCAGGCAGGAGCUGACCGACACGUCGGCCGAGCUGAAGAUGCGGGCUGUCCAGGCGGAGGAGCGCCUGGAGCUGGAGAAGAAGAGGUCCCGGCAGAGCCUGGAGGACUCGGAGCGCCUGCGCCUCAAGGAGGUGGAGCACAUGACUCGCCACCUGGAGGAGAGUGAGAGGGCCAUGCAGGAGCGGGUGCAGAGGCUGGAGGCCUCGAGGCUGUCCCUGGAGGAGGAGCUGAGCCAAGCAAAGGCCGCAGCACUUGGCGAGCGCAGCCAGGCCGAGGAGGAGCUCAUCAAGGCCAAGAGCCAAGUGCGGAUGGAGGAGCAGCAGCGCCUGGCCCACCUGGAGGAGAAGCUGCGGCUGCUGGCGCAGGCGCGGGACGAGGCUCAGAGCACCUGCCUGCAGCAGAAGCAGUCGGUGGCUGAUGCGCAGGCCCGGGCUGGCCAGCUCAGCCUGCAGGUGGAGGGCCUGCAGAGGCGCCUGGAGGAGCUGCAUCAGGAGCUGAGCAACAAGGACCAAGAAAAGGUGGCUGAGGUGGCCAGGGUGCGGGUGGAGCUGCAGGAACAGAACGGCCGCCUGCAGGCCGAACUGACAGCCCUGGAGGCGCUGAAAGAGAAGGCGGCGGCCCUGGAGCGCCAGCUGAAAGUGAUCGCGAGUGACCACCGGGAGGCGCUGCUGGACAGGGAAAGCGAGAACGCCUCCCUUCGGGAGAAGCUUCGGCUUAAGGAAGCUGAGAUCGCCAGGAUCCGCGACGAGGAGGCCCAGAGGGCCGUCUUCCUGCAAAAUGCUGUUCUGGCCUACGUGCAGGGCUCCCCCCUCAGGGCCCUGAGCCCCCAAAAGUGAGGGGAGGCAGGGAGACCAUAAGAGCUGCAGGCAGGUGGCAUCUGCCCACAUCUGGGUUCCAGCUCUGCUGUCCAUUCCUCUCAAGGGACAGGACAUCAGGCAGGUCCACGCUACUGAUGCAGGGUCUUCAGCUGGAAAAUCAGUGCCAAGAUGGACUGGCAAGUGGGAACUCUGCAGCUCGCCACCACUGGGUGGGCAGUCUGACCGGCCAAGGGGAUGGCGUGGGCAUUGCCUGGCCCAGGGAGUGGUGGUGCUGGUGACAGAAGGCUGUUUGCGGGAGCCUGAGCAGUCCCGGCACCACGCGGCCUUGGGCAGCGUUCCCUAGGGCGUUCGGAAAUACAGAACAUGUGUACUUUGUGAUCCA